AUGGCAGCGAAACAGAAAAGGAAAUUAGAGGACCUUAAUGUGGACGAGUUCCUGGUCUCAGGAUUUGAGUCUCCAGAGGAAGAUGAAUCUGAAGAAGAAGCUCCAAAACAGAAGCAAAAGAAAGAAGCAAAUCCUAAGAUCGGUACAAAUGAAAAGAAGAAGGGAAAAGCCUCUGAGCAUAAGGACCAGCUGUCCCGGUUAAAGAGCAAAGAUCCAGAGUUCUACAAGUUUCUGGAAGAUAACGACCAGUCGUUGCUCAAUUUCGACGACACCGACAGCUCUGAGGAUGAGGAUGAAAAUAAGUACCACAAGCUACCAUCUCAACUAGAGGAAGCUAGCUCUGAUGAGGAGGAUGAUGAAGCUGAAGCGCAAGCUUCAAAGAAGACCAAAAAGGCAGUGGAAACAAUCAAAGUCACAGGCAAAAUGAUUGAAGCGUGGAGAGCUGCUUUGAAGAAAGAGCCCACUCCCCGACUUUUCAGAGAAGUCACACAGGCCUUUAAGGCCGCCGUUGCCACGACGAAGGGCGAAGGAGGCGGUCAGUGCCGCUAUAAGGUGGCUGACAGUUCAGUGUUCAACGCUUUAAUCCUGUUCUGCAUCCGAGAUAUUCACAUGGCGCUCCAGAGGAUGCUCAACCUGAAGCCCAACAAAGACCAGAACAAAUUGACGUUUCCUUCAUCUAGUCCUAAAUGGCAAAGGAAUCAGACCGACAUCAAGAUAUAUCUGGGUGGAAUAGUUCAGUUGUUAUCCUGUCUGACGGAAACAACCGUCAUAGCUGCCGUCCUGAAGCACGUCAACCAGCUCAUACCGUAUUACCUGUGUCUGCCCAAACAGUGCCGGCAUCUGCUGAAGCAACUUCUGAAGCAGUGGAGCAGAGGAGAGGAAACGAGUCGGGUUCUUGCCUUUCUGGCCCUCAACAAGAUCUGCAGACACAAACAGGAAACGUAUCUCAAUCUUAUUUUAAAGCAAAUGUACAUUUCUUAUGUGCAAAACUGCAAGUUCACAUCUCCCAACGCGCUUCCCAUGAUUAACUUCAUGCAGAGGACUCUGACAGAGAUGUACGCCUUGGACACUCAGGCCGCCUAUCAGCAGGCCUUCAUCUACAUCCGACAGCUCGCCAUUCACCUCAGAAACGCCAUGACCAUGAAGAAAAAGGAGGCGUAUCAGUCGGUGUAUAACUGGCAGUUCAUCCACUGCCUGUACCUGUGGUGUCGGGUCCUCAGCACCUUGUAUCCCAGUGAUGUUCUCCAGCCGCUCAUUUAUCCUCUCUGCCAAGUCAUUAUCGGCACCAUCAAACUGGUGCCAACAGCCAAAUAUUACCCUCUGAGGAUGCACUGCUGCAGAGCCCUCACAUUGCUUUCCAGUAGCACCAACACUUUUGUGCCUGUUCUGCCUUUCCUUGUCGAGAUGUUCCAGCAAGUUGAUUUCAACAAGAAACCAGGCCGAAUGAGUAAGAAACCGAUCAACUUUGCAGUGAUCCUGAAGCUGAGCAAGGUCAACCUCAUGGAGAAAGCCUACAAGGAUGGGCUGAUUGACCAGCUGUAUGACUUGAUGCUGGAAUAUUUCCACACCCAGGCCUUCUCUAUUGGCUUCCCUGAGAUCGCCCUGCCUACAAUCAUGCAGCUGAAGGCUUUCCUGAAGGAAUGCAAAGUCGCCAAUUACUCCAAGCCAGUGCGGCAGCUGUUGGAUAAGAUACAGGAGAACAGCAGCUAUAUCACAGGACGCAGACAGAAGGCCGCCUUCGGAGUGGCUGAUGCUGCAGCUGUGGCGGCCUGGGAGAAGCAGACCAAGGAGGAGGGAACUCCGCUCACAAGAUACUACAGCCAGUGGAAGAAGCUGAGAGAGAAGGAGAUCCAGCUGGAGAUCUCUGGCAAAGACAGGAUGGAGGAUCUGGACCUGCCGGAGAUCAAACGGAAGACGAUCCAAGAGAAGAAGGCUGAGGACAAAAAGCAAUUCAAGGAUCUGUUCCAGUCUGACAGCGACUCGGACGACAGUGACUUGGGACUCAAAUUCAAAAGUAAGAAGGGCAACCAGGAAUCUGAGGAUGAUGAUGAUGAGGAUGUCUCUGACCUGAGCGAUGAGGAAGGGUUGGAGGAAGGAGACUCAGGUGACGAAGACGAUGAUGAAGAGGAGGAUGAAAAUGCCUCCAAGGCUCCUCAGCCACUGUCCUCUGCCGCUCUGAUAAAACUGGCAGAGGGAGAGGAAGACGUGGUGGAAGAUCUGCAGCUGUCUGAUGAGGACUGAGUUUGACCUAGCCACAGUGUUGUUCUACUUUCAAAUUUUAAAAUUUUGUAUUGCUUCAUGUGUACAGAAAAGAUACGAUCAUGAUGUAAGUUUAUUAACCAAGAAAACAUUUAUGAACCCUUA
Cyprinodon variegatus (sheepshead minnow) is the source of this 2364-nucleotide messenger RNA. RefSeq names its product NOC2-like nucleolar associated transcriptional repressor (gene noc2l). The record is from RefSeq and is a predicted model, not a curated record. Gene Ontology annotation, cellular component: nucleolus; Noc2p-Noc3p complex; nucleoplasm. NCBI's taxonomy places the organism in Eukaryota, Metazoa, Chordata, Actinopteri, Cyprinodontiformes, Cyprinodontidae. Gene Ontology annotation, biological process: negative regulation of transcription by RNA polymerase II; ribosomal large subunit biogenesis. Gene Ontology annotation, molecular function: histone binding; transcription corepressor activity. Bases 1 to 2241 code for a protein of 746 amino acids. The transcript has 18 exons.